Messenger RNA from Paramecium pentaurelia, 1095 nucleotides. Lineage: Eukaryota; Ciliophora; Oligohymenophorea; Peniculida; Parameciidae. The record is from the annotation of a GenBank genome assembly.
UAAUGCAAUAAAAAGAGGUUGAGUAAAAUUUGGAGGUUAAAUUUAUCUUAAAUAGUGAUGAUCGUGAAGGUCACAACAUAACUCUACCAAAUAAUUAUGAAGAUUUCAUAAAUGAGAUGUAUGAUAAAUAUCAAUUAGCAAAGACAAAUAAAUAUGAGUACAAUAUUUCAUUAAAGUAGGUUUAUUAAUAAGAAUAAGGAGAUUAAUAUAAUCAUAGAUUCUUAGAUAUCUUAUAAAAAAAUGAUAGAAAAUUUAUAAUAAAACUAAAAUUCAGCAAAUUUCCCAUUGUUAAGAGUAAUAAAAGAAAAUUAAUUUGAUGUACUUUUUGUGACCGAUUCGAGUGUUGAAAAUUUGUAAUUAGCAUCUAAUUAUGAAUAAUUCUAAAAGAAGAUGGAAAACUAAUUUUAAAUGCCAAAGACAACUAAAUAUAUGUGAAAUACUUUUAAUUAUAAUAGCUAUGCUGCAGACGAUGAAAAAAUAAUUAUAGAUUCUAGUUCAUCAUAUGAUAAAGUUCUAUAAAAUUUAAAGAUAGAAGCAAAAGCAAUAACAAGAACUUUAAAAACAGAUGAUGAACAUAAGUUUGACUAUAAUUCGUUAUUUUUUAUUGAAAAUAGCAAUAUAUCUUGUGUUUGUAAACUUUAAGGAAAGAAUUCUAAUUAAUGUAGAUUUUGUAAUGGUACUGGUUUAAUUAAUAAUUAAUAAUCAGAAGGGUAUAUAGAAUUAAAUAAAGCAUUUGAAAUAUUAAUAGAGAAGAAUUUCCAAAAGAUAAAAAAAUAUAUUAAAGAUAAGUAUCAAGAAAAUGUUGAAAACCUUUAAGAUUGGGCAGAAUUCAAUUUAAAGUUAUUUAUUUUUGAGAAUCAGAAAGAAUUUUAUUUUAAAUGCACAAAAUGUGAAAUAUUUUAGGUAAAAGUUAAUAUUGUACAUGUUAAAAGUUAAUAAAGACCUUAAGAGCCUGUUUGUGAUAAAUGUUUUAAAUCUAACAAUUUACAUGGAUAUAUUUAAUAUCCUAGUAAAUUCCAACAAAAGAAUUUAAACUAAGAAGAAGAAGAUUUUUUACCUAAUUAACCUCCAAAUUUAAUGUAAUCAAGUCAUUGA